UAGCCUUUAGUAUACUGGUCAAAACGUAGCUGUCUGGGAUGAGAAUCAAAUACACACUGAUAACCAGCGUUGUGAUAGGGCAGUUUAUCAGCUGUUGGUCAGGUAUAGAAACUCACGGAGAUAUACGGAGAACAUGUGACAAUCUGGUCCACAGUCUGUCGUCUCAGUAGUCGCACACUCCCCUCGCCGUCACGAUGUUGGUGCUGUUGCUGUCCGCCGCUGUAGUUGCUGUCAGUGUUGGAACGCCACUGCCCCUCCAUGACAGUACCCCUAAAGCGUUCACGGUCAACCUUGACCUCGCCCCUGACCAGAGGUGGGCACAUGUGGUCACCAACUUUUCCAAACUGGCAAAAGAAUCACACAGAGUCAUUGCAUCCCUCGUCCCAAAAGACGCCCUCCCCCUUGUGGAGGAGAUCGGCAGUGAACUGGACAAUUAUCUCCCCAAGGAGUACGCAGAUGAGAUGAGAGGCAUUGCGACUGCUGUAAACGCCAGUCUCGGGGACGUCGUGCUCACCAACCUUGUCUACGACAUCACAGCAUUCUGCACGAGUAUCGUCUGCCAGGACAGCAAGGGACAGAUCUGGCACGCCAGGAACCUGGACUACAACUACGGCGAGAUCCUUCGGAAACUCACCAUCAAGGUGGACUUCCAGAGGGGAGGUCAGACGGUGUACACCGGCAUCACCUUCGCCGGCUACGUGGGUCUGCUGACCGGGCAGCGGCCCAAUGCCUUCACCGUCACCGUGGACGAGAGGGAUCAAGGGCAGUGGUGGAUGAACUUUCUGGUCGCCGUCUUGGACCAGUCCGCAAAACCCAUCAGCUUGCUCGUCCGAGAUGUUUUGGCCACAUCAACGACAUACGCUGACGCCGUGGACGUCCUUUCCAGCACCGACACCGAGGCCGACGCCUACUUCAUUGUCGGGGGCGCCAAAAGCGGCGAGGGUGUGGUGAUCACCAAGUCGAGGAUCGGAGCCGACGAUUUGUGGUACAUGAACGAAGCAGCGCCCGGAUGGUUCCUUGUAGAGACAAACUACGACCAUUGGACAGCUCCACCCCAAGCGACAACAGACGUGACCCCGCCGUGAACGCAAUGAAGGCAUUGAAUCGGAAUAACAUCAACGUCGACAGCCUCUACAACGUCAUCUCCCUCCACCCCGUGCUCAACAACGGCACCGUAUACAGCAUCGUCAUGUCUGCGUCCCAGCCCACCAUUCUGACCUCCUGGGUCAGGACCCCUUAAAACACGAGUCGCGGUGCCACGCCCACCCACAGAACACAUGACAUUACCGAAUGUUGUUUUGUAUUGUGAGGGGGUUCUCAUAUCUAUAAGAUUAAAAAUAAGCGAGUUAAUCAAACUCCAUACUAAGUGCAUGUCAUAUAAUGUUUACAAUCAUCUACAGCAUUACUGUAAACACCAUUGUUAACGUUUACAGAAAGUAUUGUUGACGUAAUUAUUAAUGGCGUCAAUCAUUGUGACGUCAUCAUUGUUGACUCCAGGUUGGCCCUGUUACUAAAAUCUAUUUUUCCACUAAUCUUAAGUAAUAAAAUGUGAUCAUUAAUAUUUAAAGAUCCUUACAUUCAAAUACGUUUUCGAACUCGUUUCGUCAAAUCAGUACGAUGAACACACUUAUUUAACAUCGUAAUCGUGUGUACAUGAUUUCUCGCAAUAAAAAGGAGUCUAUUUUUA
Haliotis rubra (blacklip abalone) is the source of this 1687-nucleotide messenger RNA. RefSeq names its product N-acylethanolamine-hydrolyzing acid amidase-like. The record is from RefSeq and is a predicted model, not a curated record. The coding region runs from base 195 to 1085 and encodes 296 amino acids. NCBI's taxonomy places the organism in Eukaryota, Metazoa, Mollusca, Gastropoda, Lepetellida, Haliotidae. Gene Ontology annotation, molecular function: hydrolase activity, acting on carbon-nitrogen (but not peptide) bonds. The transcript is spliced from 10 exons.